UAAGGACGCUGGCGCGCGGGAUUUAAACUGCAGCGGUUUAGGCGGCGUUAAUACUGUAUUAGCAGAGUCGUGGUUUCCAAGCUUCUUGCAUUUGUUUUACCUGCUGGUGUUCCCGAGUCCAUGGAGUCGCUUCACGCCCGAUUGUUUCCUGGUCUCUCCAUCAAGAUUCAGCGCAGUAAUGGCCUAAUUCACAGUGCCAAUAUAAGCACAGUGAACUUGGAGAAAUCCUGUGUUUCAGUGGAAUGGACAGAAGGAGGUAACACAAAGGGCAAAGAGAUUGAUAUUGAUGAUGUGGCUGCAAUAAACCCAGAACUCUUCCAGCUUCUUCCCUUACACCCGAAGGACAAUCUGCCUCUGCAGGAAAAUGUAACAGUCCCGAAGCAAAAACGCAGAUCGGUCAACUCCAAAAUCCCAGCUCCCAAAGAAGGUCUUCGAAGCCGGUCCACUCGCAUGUCCACUGUCCCAGAGGUUCGAAUUGCCACUCAGGAGAAUGAAAUGGAGGUGGAGCUGCCUGUAGCUACAAACUCUCGAAAGCAGUUUUCAGUUACCUCCGGCUUCCCUAGGCCCUCCUGCCCUGCAGUGACAGAGUUACCAUUGUCGAUGGUCAGCGAGGAGACAGAAGAGCAAGUCCACCCCACCCGAAGCAUGUCUUCUGCAAACCCUGGAAAUUCAGUUCGGAGGAAAUCAUGUAUUGUGAAGGAAAUGGAAAAAAUGAAGAACAAGCGGGAAGAGAAGAGGGCCCAGAACUCGGAAAUAAGAAUAAAGCGAGCUCAGGAAUAUGACAGCAGCUUUCCAAACUGGGAGUUUGCCCGGAUGAUUAAAGAGUUUCGGGUUACUAUGGAAUGUCACCCACUUACUGUGACUGAUCCUAUUGAGGAACACAGGAUCUGUGUCUGUGUUAGGAAGCGCCCACUGAAUAAACAAGAACUGGCCAAGAAAGAAAUCGAUGUGAUUUCUGUUCCCAGCAAGUAUUUCCUCUUUGUGCAUGAACCCAAAUUGAAAGUGGACUUGACAAAGUAUCUGGAGAACCAGGCGUUCUACUUCGACUUUGCCUUCGAUGAAACAGCUUCAAAUGAAGUUGUAUACAGGUUCACAGCAAGGCCACUGGUGCAGACAAUUUUUGAAGGGGGAAAAGCAACUUGCUUUGCCUAUGGGCAGACAGGCAGUGGGAAGACUCACACAAUGGGUGGAGACCUGUCUGGGAAAUCUCAGAAUGCAUCUAAAGGGAUCUACGCAAUGGCUUCCCGGGAUGUCUUCCUUUUGAAGAGUCAGCCUCGCUACCGGAACUUAAACCUGGAAGUUUAUGUGACAUUCUUUGAGAUCUACAAUGGGAAGGUGUUUGAUCUGCUCAACAAGAAGGCCAAGUUACGUGUACUAGAAGACAGCAAGCAACAGGUGCAGGUCGUGGGACUGCAGGAGUACCUGGUUAACUGUGCUGACGAUGUCAUCAAGAUGCUCAACAUGGGCAGCGCCUGCAGGACUUCUGGACAAACAUUUGCCAACUCCAAUUCCUCCCGCUCCCAUGCCUGCUUCCAGAUUCUUCUUCGAGCCAAAGGGAGAUUACAUGGCAAAUUCUCUCUGGUAGAUCUGGCAGGGAAUGAACGAGGGGCCGACACUUCUAGUGCUGACCGGCAGACUCGCAUGGAGGGUGCAGAGAUUAACAAGUCUCUCCUAGCUCUGAAGGAGUGCAUCAGGGCGCUGGGACAGAACAAGGCUCACACCCCAUUCCGUGAGAGCAAGCUGACCCAGGUGCUGAGGGACUCGUUCAUUGGCGAGAACUCGAGGACGUGCAUGAUUGCCAUGAUCUCACCAGGCAUAAGCUCCUGUGAAUACACGUUGAACACGCUGAGAUACGCAGACAGAGUCAAGGAGCUGAGCUCCCACAGCGGGCCCAGUGGAGAGCAGCCAACUCAAAUGGAGACAGAGGAGAUGGAGGCCAGCUCUAAUGGAACCUCGCUGGCAGUUGAUUUCACCAAGGAAGAGGAGGAGCUGUCUUCCCAGAUGUCCAGCCUUAAUGAGGCCAUGACUCAGAUCACGGAGCUGGAAGAGAGGGCCAUGGAGGAGCUCAAGGAGAUCAUACAGCAAGGACCAGGCUGGCUUGAGCUCUCUGAGAUGACCGAUCAGCCUGACUACGACUUGGAGACCUUUGUGAGCAAAGCAGAGUCUGCCCUGGCUCAGCAGGCUAAGCACUUCUCAGCCCUGCAAGAAGUCAUCAAGGCCCUGCGCCUGGCCAUGCAGCUGGAAGAACAGGCUAGCAAGCAAAUGAGCAGCAAGAAACGGCACCAGUGAUGACUUCAAAUAAAGAUCUCUUUGGUAUCACACCAGCCUCUUCCCCUCCCCAGCAGACUUUGGGCACCUUUGGCUUUGGUUAGGGACUGAGUUGGAUGGGUUUUGGUAAAUGCCAGGUAAGAGGCAUCAGGCCCAGGAAAGCUAGGGGAGGAGGAAAUGUGUUCUCUUCCUCAGUUUGGAGCCGGAGGAAGGAGCUUUUCAUGACUGUGCUUCCCCGUUUCCUCCCUACCGGAGGGGAGUGCUGUUUGGGUAGAACGGAUGGAUGCUCCUAGAGAACCUGCCAGGUCCAGGCUAUGGGAGAGAAGUGGGUCCUCGUCGUGCUCCGCUGCCUUUGGCCUGCAGUAUCACCCCUGUUUUGAGCACACUCAUGUUUUAUACUUACAGAAAAAAAGUUUUUUUAGUUUUUGAAGCCCAAGAAAAUCUAUUUCGUGCUUUACGUAUUUUAUGUUGUACCUAACAAUAAAGAAAGAAAAGGUCAGACUCUGUCGGAGAAACUUCAGUCUCUUGAGCCUUUAAGACCAAGGACGCUGCUUCCACCUUGGGCUCUGAGUCUCUUUUCUUCCUAGGAAACCAAGUCCACACUUGUGGUUUCAGCAACAGGCUGAAGUUCCACCCUUUGGUUUGUCUUAAGUAGGCUAGUACUGAGCUCCAGACCCUGGGCCAGGAGCUCUAAGUGAAUGGGGUGGAGUUGCAUUGCGCUCUGCUCUGUAGCCCUAGCUACAAAGCACAGGGGAUUAAACAUGCUAGGUAAACACUCCCAGUACAGCUGGGUUCCUACUUUUGUGUUGGAGUCUUCAGCUGAGAAGCGAGAAAGGUGAUUUAUUGUUACACUUGGCCACAGUGAGAACAGAACUGUUAGUGCAGAAUGCCUCAGGUCCAGGGCAGAGGGCCAGCCGGACUGUCUUGGGUAUAAAGUAGACAGUCAAGUCUCUGGUGGUCUCUGAGCCGGUGGUCAUGUUCCAGAUCUCGGAGACUCAUGACUGACAGCAGCACACAGUCCACGACUUGUCCCAGCGUCCCGUCCUUCAGUCCCUCACUCUGCCCCUGCAGCCUUUGUGGGACACAAGCUAAACUUCUUGCACCUCUGCCUCAUCUUUCCUCUCUUGACUUGAGCCUGGGCGUUCACUCUCAUGGUGCAGGAGUUUUGAGGAAGGUGGCGCUAAGGCCGUCUUGGCACAUUCUUACUUUUGAGACAAUGUCCCACUAAGUCUCUGGCCUUCAAUGUGUGAUCCUCCCUCCUCAGCUCUGCAUUUAGCAGGGAUACAGCCUGCGGCACCAGGCCUGGCUUAGUCUGCUCAAGACAUAUUGAGAAACUGGUAACGCUGACAAAGAAGCCACUUGACUUCCUAAAGAGAAAAGGCAUCUGAAGGGAAAAUUAGUAUGGUUUUGCAAAAUAAUUAGUUUGUCAGGUGGACUGAGGAACCAAGCUUAAGGCAUGGGUGUUUGGGCAUGAUAUGCUAUUGAUAAA
This is a messenger RNA of Peromyscus californicus insignis, 3757 nucleotides long. RefSeq names its product kinesin family member 2C (gene Kif2c). Bases 121 to 2289 code for a protein of 722 amino acids. The transcript is spliced from 21 exons. Gene Ontology annotation, molecular function: microtubule motor activity; ATP binding; microtubule binding. Gene Ontology annotation, biological process: microtubule-based movement. NCBI's taxonomy places the organism in Eukaryota, Metazoa, Chordata, Mammalia, Rodentia, Cricetidae. The record is from RefSeq and is a predicted model, not a curated record.